CUUCAAAACAAAUUUCUAAGGAUUUCUAAAAACGGUCCUCGCCAUGGAUUGCAAACUUAGUAGAUCUUCUCGUGUCCCCAAACUAACAAUGACAGCUUUUGCUAUAUUUCAAUUAUUCCCCACAAAGGAGUACAUAAAUUCACAAGCUCGAGCUUUUGAUUAAUUUGAACAAGGCGACAACAGCAUUGCCACAAUAUUGGGAGGCAAAGGCUAGUGGAGUGAAGGUAGAGGGCCUUAUGGAGGAUCCAAAUUCUUGUGAGUUCCGACUCGUAUCAGCUUUCCUUGCAAUGGAACCCAUUAAUAUCCUUAUCCCCAUUGCCAGAGAAUUGGGCCGAGGAUCAAUUACAGAAGAAGUGCAAAAUUUCAUUCAUGAAGAAUGCAUAAAUAAUAAGAUCUGCAGAAACUAUCCUCCAAGCCAGUUUUAUGUUAAAAGUCUUUUGAAGCAAAUCAUUAUUGAUGCAGAGUCCCAGUCUCAAGAGGUGCUGGAUGUUUUCUAUGAAAAGUAUGCACAAUAUCUGAUCAAUUGCAAGGAUUAUGAUUUGUCUCAAACUGGAAAAUGUUACAGAAUCUUAAAGUUUGUGUUUCCUGCUUCUAGUGAUUUCUUAACUUCAGUUGACAAUCAACGGAUCAGAGAAUCAGUGAUAAUGACUGUGAUCUUGAGGUCUUCCCCUAACAUGCUGGAAGGAGGCACAGGGUGUUCUAUUUGGCCAUCAAGUUUGUUCCUAUCUGAAUUCAUACUCUCUCAUCCACAGAUUUUUUCCAGUAAAUGUUGUUUUGAGAUAGGUUCUGGUGCUGGAUUGGUUGGCAUUUGCCUUGCCAAUGUCAAGGCUUCCAAGGUCAUACUUAGUGAUGGAGAUCUGUCUGCAUUGGCCAAUUUGAAACAUAACUUAGAAAUAAAUCUUGUAGUGAUGACGGAAAAGACAGAGCAAGAAUUUUGUCAAGACCCUAGAUUGGUAGAAUACAGACAUCUAAAAUGGGAGUCAGCCUCUCAAGAUGACCUACAAAACUGUGGUGCAGAAGUAAUAUUGGGAGCAGAUAUUAUUUAUGAUACUUCAUGUGUGCCACACCUUGUACGAGUGCUGGUUGCACUUCUGCGGACGAGGAGGUCAUCAGAUUUAAAGCAGUUGAUAACCAAUUCCAAGGAAAGCUCUUUUGAGGGCAUGAUUACAGAAGACAAUCUGGAUAAUAAUUGCAAUGAAAAUAAAGAUUCAAGCAUCUUUUGUACCAAUGCAUAUCCUGUUGCAUAUAUAGCAACGGUUAUUAGGAACAUUGAUACAUUCGAUUAUUUUCUGAGAUUAGCAUUUGAAGCUGGCUUAAGGGUUAUAAAUAUAACAAAAGUGAUGGGUUCAUUGAACCUGUUGCCUUACUUUUCCAGUUUGGAUAGAUCAUCUGUUAAUUUGUACAGGAUCUCAUCUCUGCAUUCCUGAGAAAUAUUGUAGUUGCAAAACACAAAGCUGAAUUUCUUUUAAUAGAGAUUUUUAACUGCA
Messenger RNA from Cryptomeria japonica (Japanese cedar), 1487 nucleotides. RefSeq lists its product as uncharacterized. Lineage: Eukaryota; Viridiplantae; Streptophyta; Pinopsida; Cupressales; Cupressaceae. The record is from RefSeq and is a predicted model, not a curated record. The coding region runs from base 237 to 1427 and encodes 396 amino acids. The transcript has 9 exons.